CCUUCAUAUAUAUAAAUAUAGACAUUUACGUAUCUUUAUUAUCUCUCUCUCAACACGCCUCCUUGUUUCCUUCUCGGUUUCAGACACAGCCAUUGUUGAAAGCUUUUCUUCAUUUCUAGCGGUAGAUCAAGCAACAUGGCAAACCGUCCACACGUUCCAAAGUUUGGGGACUGGAACAACCAAGAUCAACCAUUCACGGCCGUGUUCGAUAACGCGAGGAUUAACAAACGAGCAGACUUAUACGAAUCUUUAGAGAACUCAGAUAUCAAAACCCCUCCUCAGCCUGCUCCUAGAAUUCCACGACCUGAACCACCAAAACCGGCUAGGGAAGGCACACCAAGAGCACCUCCUCCAACAACCCAGAGAAACAAAGUCAGAGCUCCUCCUCCUGAUCAGCUCUACGGAGGGGGCAGAGACGGAAGCGGAUUAUACGGAGGUUAUGUAGGUGGAGGUGGAUCAGGAAACCGGCAGCCACAAGCUCCUCCUCGUCCCGCACAGGCACAGCCUAAACCCAAUCUUAGAGGCGGCAGCAACGGAAGGGGAGGGACGACGAUUCCACCAUUUCCAGGGUCAGUAGGUUCAGGGGAGAACAUGAGUUACACACACAUAUUCGACCAAGUCAAGGAAGAGAGACGAGAAGGUGCUAGAUCCUAUGGUAGCACUGCCGGCAACACUCCAUCUCGCCCCUUCAACGGUCAACGUGAAUCUCCCUCCCCAAACUCCUCCAAGGUCUGCUGCUUUUCAUGGUGCAGAAAGGGAAAGUAAAUACACUGAAGACAAUGUACACAUUCUUGGACAUGUCUCUUUUUGUCUUUUGUGUGUGUUAUUUUUCUUUCUUUUCUUUUUUGUAACAAAGGAGUGAUUUUUGUUGUGAACAACGUUUGGAAUAAUCACUUUGUCUUCGUGUAUUGAUUCUCAAAUGUGCAUACCGUAUGUUUAAUAUUGGUUGCUUUCUCUUCAGUAUGUCUGCACAAGAGUUGAAAUCACAUUAGUUAUACAAGAAUAUGUCUCUCUUUCUAUGAAGGUGUUCGCCCCAAUAUGGGCUUAUUUGGGCCAAUAGAAAGAGAAAAAGCCCAACAAGAAAAUGAUCAGAACUGUUUCUAGUAGGUGUCCAAGACAAUAUAAAAGGGAUUGAACUUGGUAGCUCUCUAGGGUUAUCGUUAUUUCAUUUGCAGCCAUCUGAGGUCGAAGUUACGAGAGAAUUGAUCGACGAUGAUUUACGAUGUAAACUCCGUUCUCUUCAAAUCCUUUCUCAGCUCUAAGUUCUCUGCGGACAAAAGGAGAGUCGAGGACAGGCCAAGAGAACAGAAGCCCAAAGCCAGCGACAACAAACCUGUCAUGAAUGAAUAAAACAAUCAUUUGUUAACGUCUUGUUCAUGUAAUAUUUUUGUUCUGAGGAUGUUUUUAAUUUUAAUGGUUAUUUAGUUUA
Messenger RNA from Raphanus sativus (radish), 1429 nucleotides. Its product is annotated as RPM1-interacting protein 4. The coding region runs from base 136 to 765 and encodes 209 amino acids. The transcript is spliced from 5 exons. The record is from RefSeq and is a predicted model, not a curated record. NCBI's taxonomy places the organism in Eukaryota, Viridiplantae, Streptophyta, Magnoliopsida, Brassicales, Brassicaceae.